CGCAUGCUUGUGAUCCUGCACGCUCGACUCGAAGGCCUACACCCAGGGCUGGUCCCGCAUUUCCUACCGUAACCUGUCCUCUCCUGUAGUGCUACCCCAUAAUAUAUCUGCGCCGUAGUCCGCCGGCGCCCAAGAUCUCCUGUGCAGACACCCCGGCUGCAUCGCAUCUUAUCUCUAACCCACAAUGUCCUCCACCCGCCCCAAGCCAGCGCGCAAGAGCUCGGGCCAGAACCACCGCAGCACACUUUCGCUGCAGCGAGCCGAGAUCGUCAUCAACGUCUACGAUCUGCUGCCGCCGGGCAAGAUCGCAUCCGUGCUCUGGACCAUAGGCAGCUCCCUACUGCACUCCGGCGUUGUCAUCGGCGACAGGGAAUAUGCAUACGGCGGCCACGACCGGCGGGGCCUGACCGGCGUGUACUGGACGAAGCCCGCGCAGGAGCCGCCGGGUGGGACAUUCAGACAGUCUAUCCUGCACGGCUUCUCGUUCCGCCCGGCAGAGGAGCUGGAUGCCAUCAUACACCAGGCUUCGGAGGAGUUCCAGGGCACGUCCUACAACCUCCUCACCAAGAACUGCAACCACUUCACAUCCUACCUCUGCGAGAAACUCACGGGCCGAUCGGCACCGGGCUGGGUCAACCGCGCAGCGAGCAUAGGCGUAGCUCUUCCAUGCGUUGUGCCACGGGAAUGGAUUGCGCCACCGGAUUAUGAUACUGCGGAUGGAGAGCUCCUUGACGAGGACUUUGACGAAAGAUCGUCUAUGCUGCAGCACGGCGAGAGCCAGGGACGGUACCGCACUGCCUCCGAGGAGGCGCAGCGGCAGGACGCGCGAGCUGCUGGUAGCAGUAGUCGUGGUGAGCAGGGAGGCCCAAGAGGGAAUAAUUGGCAUCCGUCCUCAGAGCAUGCCCCCCGGGUGGUCAACCUCAAGGAAACCGACAGCAGCGGCCAUAAGAUACCGGCAGCGGAGAGAGCGCCGCUGCCAAAGAAUUUGAUGUGA
Molecule: messenger RNA, 994 nt
Organism: Boeremia exigua
Lineage: Eukaryota; Fungi; Ascomycota; Dothideomycetes; Pleosporales; Didymellaceae
Product: PPPDE putative peptidase domain-containing protein
Exons: 2
Coding region: 185-994 (269 amino acids)
Biological process (GO): protein deubiquitination
Molecular function (GO): deubiquitinase activity
Source: RefSeq, a predicted model, not a curated record